AUGCUACAGACACUGGGGCCAGACGGAGAAGACGGAGAAGUCUGUGGCUCACAUGUGGCCCGACUCCUUACCAAGCUUCCGAUGGAGAUGAGAGCUAACUUCCGACGUCAGAUGUUCCAUCGUCCUGGACAUACUCAUACACUGCUUGACCUGGCAGAAUGGCUUCGAUACGAGUCGUGGUGUCAAGGAUAUGACAACCCAUCUGACCUCCGCACCCCAGGGCUGUCUGGCUACCGAGCCGAGAAGCGACGCAGCAAGCCCGUAGCUACGAUCCUACAUGGGGCUGAGAGCCAUACGUCGAACCAAGCAACUAGACAAGAAGGUCAGAGUUCAUCCGCGCUGAGAUGGAAAGGCAAAGUGAAACCCUACUGUCCGUAUUGCGAGGGUACAGAGCACUUCCUCAAUAAGUGUCCGGCUAUUCAGAGACUCACCCAAGAGGAGGUCAUAGAGUGGAUCAAAGUCAACAAGAGAUGCUGGAGAUGCGGGAGAGCACAUCAAGCAGCGCAAUGUGACCUCAAGAGGCUCUGUGAUGUGUGCCAAGGAAAGCAUCUAAGGGUACUGCAUGAUGUCAACGCACGCCCCAAGGCUGAGCACCCGAAAGCUGAAAGCUGUCUUGUAAGCACCAGUACGGAAGUUCUGUACCUAGACAGACCAUCGUCCCAUGCCCGGGUUCUGUUGAAAGUCGUCAGAGUUCUCCUGCGCAACAGAGACCGGACACUAGACACUUAUGCGAUUUUGGACGAUGGAUCGGAGCGGACAAUGCUCCUCCCUGAGGCAGUUGACAAACUGGGCCUGCAUAAGAAGCCUGAAGAUCUCGCUCUCCGCACAAUUCGACAGGAAGUUCAAACCCUGAAGGGAGCCGCUGUUUCAUUCAAAAUCUCAUCCCCAACUAAUCCCAAGAGAACUUUCCAGAUAGUGGAGGCCUUCACUUCACAACGCUUGGGUCUAGCAGACCACUCCUACCCCAUCGCCAGUCUGAAGAGGAGGUACAAGCACCUGGCAGACCUCCCCCUUGAGCCAUUUGAACACGUCAAGCCGCUCGUGCUGAUCGGUGCAGACUACCCCCAUCUACUUACCCCUGUCGAGCCGGUGAGACUGGGCCCUCCUGGAGGUCCGGCGGCCAUUCGCACGAGGCUGGGAUGGAUGCUCCAAGGACCUGCACACCUUACCCAGUGGGCUCCGAGUGCCCAGCAGUGUCUCCUCACUAGUAUCUCACCCCAGAUGACGGAGCUGAUGCAGAACGUCGAGAAACUCUGGAAGAUGGACAUACUGCCAUACCAGACCGACAAGUCGGUUAUGAGAUCGAAGCAGGAUAAGGAAGCGCUGGAGCACUUGGAGGCCAGGACGAGGCGAGUACAGGUCGCAGGUAUCCUUAGAUAUGCCACGCCCCUGCUAAGGAAGCAAGGCGUUCCCCCACUCAGAGCUCCCAAGGAAGCCGUCCUACCCUGCCUCAGAGGUCUGGAGAGACGAUUGGCCCGGGACCCCCUACGAGCUGAUGAGUACUCCGCAGCGAUUCGCAAGUUAGUGGAGACUGGAGCAGUCAAGAAGAUUGACCCAGGGGAAGCCUUGACCUCAGAUGAGUCGUGGUACAUACCACACCACUUGGUGAGCCAUAAUGGGAAGAGUCGUUUGGUCUUCAACUGCUCCUUUCAAUUCCAAGGUCGAAGCCUCAAUGACACCCUCCUUCCUGGACCAACAUUGGGAGCCUCUCUGCUGGGAGUUUUACUGCGCUUCAGGGAACAUGCGGUGGCAGUUUGUGGUGACAUCAGAGGAAUGUUCCACCAAGUCCAGCUCUUACCUGAAGACCGGCCUCUUCUCAGGUUCAUUUGGAGGGACAUGAAACGUGAGAACCCCGCUGAUGUCUUUGCGUGGCAGGUCUUACCAUUUGGCACUGCGUGUUCACCAUGUUGCGCCACCUUCGCUCUCCAAAUGCAUGCAAGAGAUCACGGAGGUCCUGAAGAGGGAGUCAGGCAUUCAGUGGGGCGCUGUUUUUACGUGGAUAAUUGUCUGCAGAGUGUGCAUACCUCAGAAGAAGCCAAGGAAUUGGUGGACCGGCUUAGGGAAGUGCUAGCAUCUGGAGGGUUUGAGAUUCGCCAGUGGGCUUGCAAUAUACCUGACGUUCUCAGGCACCUACCUGCAGAAGCAAGAUCUGAUAGCAUGGAACGAUGGCUUUCACAGGAAGAACCAGGCCUGUUGGAACCGGCCCUUGGCCUCAGCUGGCACUGGCAGACAGAUACCUUGGGCUACAAGAGCCGACCUUUGGAGUAUGGAGCACUCACGAUGAGGAAUGUUUACAAGGUGCUAGCCCGACAAUAUGAUCCCCUGGGAUUUAUCGCACCCUACACAACUCGCGCCAAACUGAUUGUCCAGAGCAUGUGGGACAAGCCGCGUGACUGGGAUGACCCACUCAUCCCUCACGAUCUGCGAAAGGCAUGGGAGGAGUGGGAAUCGGAGUUGCACCUGCUGCCACGUAUAUCAUUACCCCGACCUUAUGCACCACCUCAUACCGACCAGAUGGUUACCUCCAGACAGGUCCACGUGUUUAGUGAUGCCUCUGAAAAGGCCUAUGGAUCCGUCUCUUACCUGAGAACAGAAGAUGCCCAGGGUCGAGUAUACCUGGCAUUCAUGGCGGCUAGAUCCAGGGUAGCGCCCCGUCGACAGCAUUCCAUACCCCGCCUUGAGCUCUGUGGUGCCCUGACGGCUGCCCAAUUAGCAAAGACAAUAGAGAGAGAAUUGACAGUGAAGACAGAUCAGACAAUCCUUUGGAGUGACUCUACAACAGUGUUGACCUGGUUGCAGUCAGAGUCAUGCCGCUUUAAAGUCUUCGUGGGUACUCGUGUAGCCGAGAUCCAAGAGCUUACGGGAGGAUGUACCUGGCGCUACGUUGACUCCACACAGAACCCGGCAGAUGAUGUGACAAGAGGGAAGACCUUGGCAGAGUUGGCCGAGCCGAACCGUUGGAGCCAAGGGCCUUCCUUCCUCCUCAAGGGACCUGCUGAAUGGCCAUCCUUACCUGGAGAGGUAACAGAACAGGAUGUCACUGAGUACAAGAAGUCAGUUUCGUGCGGAGUGGUAUCGAGAGCAGACCUACCAGAGACACAUUUGAGCCAGUCAUACCUUUGUUGGAGGGCCAUGGUCGAGGCCGUAGCGCAGGAGUGGCAUGGGGCGGCAGAUCGAGAUAAGGCCCUGACAGCAGCAGACUAUCGGCAGGCAGAGAUGACGAUCUUCCAGAGAGUCCAGGCUGAAUGCUUCCCAGAGGAGUUACGGCACCUUAAGGCAGGGAAAGCAGUACUCCGAAGUAGUCGUCUCCUUACCCUGUCCCCUGAACUGGACCCCGGCGAGGGAAUCAUACGGGUUGGGGGGAGACUUCGGCACGCUGAAUGGUUAGACGCAACGUUCAAGCACCCUAUUGUUCUAGACCCCUUGCAUCCAGCGACGAAACUCCUUAUCCAGGACUAUGAUGCUCGUCUCUGUCACCCAGGCCCUGAGCGAGUAUUCGCAGAGAUGCGUCGGGCCUUCUGGAUUCUUCGGGGAAGAGAAGCCAUUCGGAGAGUGCAACACCAGUGCAAAGAGUGCCGAAGAUGGAAAUCUAAGCCGUUGAUCCCGAAGAUGGCUGACUUACCUGUGGCCCGUCUGCGCUUAUACAAGCCGCCGUUUUACUCAACGGGUGUCGACUGCUUCGGACCGUUUCAGGUCAAGAUAGGACGACGCUCAGAGAAGAGAUGGGGCAUCAUUUAUAAGUGCCUUACCACCCGGGCGGUGCAUCUAGACCUCAUGCACAAUAUCGACGUGGACUCCUUCCUGAUGAGUCUCAGGCGGUUCAUCGCUCGCAGAAGGACCCCAACUGAGCUCUACUCAGACCAGGGUACGAACUUUAAAGCAGGGGAGAAGGAGCUCCGUGAGUCUUUUAACAACAUGUCCUCCGAUCUCCAACGCCUUCUUGCAAAGCAGAAGAUAGACUUCCGCUUCAACCCCCCUGCAGCUCCUCACUUCGGGGGCACCUGGGAGAGGGAGAUCAAGUCUGUCAAGACUGCACUGUAUACCGUCAUAGGAGUUCAACCGGUCUCCGAGGAGGUUUUGCAUACAGUCUUACUAGAGGUCGAGGCUAUACUGAAUGCUAAACCUCUCGGUUAUACUUCGUCCAGUGUUGCAGACUUGGAUGCAGUGACACCAAAUGUUCUCUUGAUGGGGCGGCUGGAUGGAGCACUACCUCCAGUUGUCUACCCUAAGUGUAAGGGACUAAGCAAGCGGAGAUGGCGACACUGCCAAGUCAUUGCUGAUCACUUCUGGGCAAGAUUUAUCAGGUGUUACCUUCCAACUCUACAAUGCAGACAAAAGUGGCAUGGUACCCCAGCUGAUCUGUCAGUGGAUUCAGUAGUGCUGGUGAUAGACCCGCAGUUUCCCCGGGCGCUCUGGCCAGUUGGUAGGGUGAUCAGAGUGCGUCAGAGUGCAGAUGGUCAUGUGAGAUCUGCGGACAUCCAAGUCAAGGACAAAGUUUACACCCGGCCAGUUGCCCGACUUAUCACUCUUCCAAUGAUUUCAGAUUCAGAGGAGAAUGAGAAAGGCCCUCCAGUGACUGAGGUGUGAGGCUUUUACAAGUGCAAAUUGCAUGCAAUUUGGGGGCGGCUGUGCAAAAGGCCAUUGAGAGAAUUAGGAGCACUGUAGCAACGACCAGAACAGGGACUUUUAUUAUGAAAGUACGACGCACACGGGAGAUCGGAAGUGAAGCAACUCGGCACGGAGCGAUCGCAUAUUGCAUCAGCUGCAGCAGAUAUCAGUUCGUCAGUGGCACGGGUACUGGGGAAGAGAAAUAGCAUUGAUUACAGCCACAGAUCGAGUGUAUAUUGUGCUUUGUGCGUCUUAUAAGAAUCAAACCACACCAAAUACCAGCACAAUUCAUGUGUUACACUCCCAUCUGAAGACACAGCACAAACUCAUCUAAAGUCAGGACAUUACUCAGUAUCUGCGAGGUACAUGUGCCUCUCAUGCCCUGCAUCUCUAUCAGUCACUGUUUAAUUGCUCACCACCACUCCUAAGGGCUUCAAACUGACUGUUCCUUU
Sinocyclocheilus rhinocerous is the source of this 5060-nucleotide messenger RNA. RefSeq lists its product as uncharacterized. The transcript has 2 exons. Lineage: Eukaryota; Metazoa; Chordata; Actinopteri; Cypriniformes; Cyprinidae. The record is from RefSeq and is a predicted model, not a curated record. Bases 1 to 4587 code for a protein of 1528 amino acids. Gene Ontology annotation, molecular function: nucleic acid binding. Gene Ontology annotation, biological process: DNA integration.